AUGGCGAGCGUACAGGAGGCGGAGCAGAUCGUGCGACGCCUGACUAGAAAGUAUGGGUUUCUCAACGAAGAAAUGAUGGACGAUAUUGAACAAUUUAAUGCCGCAUAUCGUCGGGAGAUUGACGAGAACUGGUUGGCGAUGGAAAGUGCUUUAUCCCACUCUGUCAAGAUAUUGGCAAAACAAAUUUACGGUAGCGGUGCUCGAUUUGUCUUUGAACUUCUCCAGAAUGCGGAGGAUAACAUGUUCAACAAGGCUCGCGCAUCAAACGCACUACCUUUCAUCUCUUUCAAGAUAUAUCCCGACAAAAUCGUUGUCGAAUGCAAUGAAGAUGGCUUCACUGAGCCGGACCUGGACGCUAUUUGCGCUGUCGGGAAAAGUAACAAGUUAGCUUCCCACGGAUAUAUCGGUGCCAAAGGUAUUGGCUUCAAAUCCGUCUUCAUCGUCGCGUCUAGGGUUCAUAUCCAGUCUGGUAAUUUCUCGUUUGAGUUCCGACACAACAAGACAGACCCAGGUAUAGGCAUGGUCAGACCUAUCUGGGUAAAACCAACUGAGACCAUCCCUAGCCCUCUGACCCGCAUGACGCUGUACAUCCAUGAUCAAGGAGACCCGGAUGAAAUUCGACAUCUGAAGAGGAUCAUCUCCAUGCAAUUCGAUGACCUACAGGAAACCUGCUUGCUCUUCCUGCACAAACUUGGACAGAUUGGUCUGGAGUUCUAUGACGAGAAUGGCGAACUCGAACGAUCGAGAUGCUUCCGCAAGUACAAUGUCGACAAGUAUCGCGUGUCUCUGGAAACUACCUCUGAUUCUCAUGGAAACCGGACUACUCGAAAUCAAAUCUAUCACAUCACAAGACAAACAGCGACCAACUUGGCCCCAAGCGACAACCGUGAGCUUUCGAAUACUGACGAAGGCAAGAGAGCCGAAGUCGUCUUGGCUUUCCCAAUCACUGAAGAUUCCAAGCCACUUGUUACUCAGAGAAAUCAAGACCUCUUUGCAUUUUUACCUCUCAGGAGGUCCGAGUACAAGUUUUUGAUUCACUCCGAUUUUGAUACGAAUGCAAAUCGGCAGGAUAUUGUCACAACAUCACGGCGAAAUCUUGACCUUCGUGGUUGUAUUGCAACCGCGUUCUACCAAGCUGUUCUGCAGUUCUGCGAGCAUCCUACACUCUGCUACACUUGGCCAAUAUUCCUCCCAUCUCCCAACACCAGUAACGAUGCGUUCUGGUCUGGCCUAGAUCACGCUAUAGAAGACUUGGUAAAGAAUAAGCCAGUUCUAAGAUCACGUACCCGAAUCGAUUUACGCCUCAUACGAGACGUUGUGAUACUUACCGGUAAUGCAAGGGAUGCAGAAGGACAUCCUUUAUUCGACGACCCAGUUAGGGAUCUAUACCUAUCGCCUAGCUAUUCCAGAAAUGCGAUAGAUAUUUUGAAAGGCUACGGCCUAAAGCUACUAUCCUUUACAACAGUGCUCGAUUUGCUAGAAACCGAUAUCCGAGGCCCUGACUCCAAGUUUCACGGAAGAGAUACAGACGAUGAAUGGCAUUCAGCUGUGGCACGUCUUCUUUAUUUAGCAUUUAACAAAACUACAUUUGGGCCACGAAGGCUAAGUUCUUUGCCUUUGCUGCCUCUAAGGUCUGGAACGUGGAUAUCGGCGGCAUCAGGACUGGUAUAUUUCCCAACGACGGGGAAUGGUAACAUCCCUCAGUCCUUGGACUUGAAUGUUAUUACCAUGUUUGCAUUCAGGAACUCGGAUCGUCAUAUUUUAUUCCAAGAGCUAGGAGUCCGCCAAGCCACGGCUGACGAAGUGAAAGCAUCGAUCUUUAGGUCCUACAACUUGGGGUCCUUAUCUUUCGACAACCUGAACGAGUAUUUGAGAUUUUUCUAUCUAACGCACCAGACCGGAAAGCACAGACGGGAAGAAUAUGCGAAAGUAGAAAUUGUUACUGAUGCUUGGGAACUACAAUUUCCGCAUCAACAGGAUGUAUAUCUUCCUGGAACACAUCAUCCGCAUAGUCCUACAAGCCUUUUGGCCGCCGGAGGCGCUUUGCCAGGUUUGUCUGUGAGUUUCAUACACUCGAAGCACCUGAGUGACGCUCCAGACACGCCAAACUCAUCAAACCCAAGCUGGGAGAAGUGGCUCUGUGAUUUCAUCGGGAUACGUGAGAGACUAAGGCUCGUGUCACGAGAUGGACGCAAUUUAUCUGACACGUUUCUCUACAUCCAUGAGCACCGCCCGGAGAAACUCUUGAGCCUAUUUGAGCAUCUCUGGCUAUAUGAGAAAUCAAACCUGAUGCGAAAUCAAACUCUUCGAUCAAAGAUUGAGGAUCUAGCUGCCCAGAGCCUCUGUGGAGUGGAUUUUUCACUCAAACUCAAGGAAACAUGGCUUCCCACCAAAGCUUUAAGAGAGCUAGUCGACCGCUACAUGGAUCAUCGUGAACAUUUUCCCUUUCUCGAUCUCGACGAAUCAGAAAUUCUUCGAUGCAUUGAGCGGUCAUGCUCGGACUCCCUUACCGAUAGUCAAAUACAUAAGGUGUUUGACUUGUAUGUGGCCAUCUAUGCCAAACUUGCGGUGACCAGCAUUGGGUCAGACGCAAGACGCAAGAUUACUGAUUUCUUUGAAGAUGGCGGCAUCGUUGUCCCCUACGAGAGAGACCCUACGUGGGCGAUGUCCUCGGCAUGUCUAUGGGUUGCACCACCAGAUAUGAUCGCGUCCUACUCUCUGAGGGACCUUUACGUGGAGAGAGCGAAUGCCGGGAGUUUCAGGAACAUCGAAGAUCUAUUCAAAGAAACACUGCAAAUCCGGGAUGCGUCGUUGAAUGACCUGGUAACUGAGCUGACCACACUAGAGGAAAACGAUUGUGAGGACAUAUCUCGCUUGCAGGCAAUCUACGAUUACUUAAAUCAGACAAACAUACCCUUGCCGGAUUUGAAUGAAACAACCAUCCGUGGGAAAGCCAUCUUGGAUGAAUGCUGGGAAGCUUAUGAGAGCUUUUUUGUUGGCAAACUAGGUGUGAGGUUUCUCACCCUACAGAUGGUCUAUGAUGAACUGCGGCAAUCAUCCGGGAACAAUAUAGAAGAGACCAAAGGGGCUAUUUUGUCACUCAAUGGUCUCCUACAAACAGAAACGACACGCUUAGAUCCGGAGCCAAUUCGACAAGCCAAAGUCUUUCCAGUGAGGUACCCAACCGGCACUAUCGUUUUGAGCUCUAUUACUCUCUUGGACUUUGACAUGGAAGAAAUUCGUCGCCUUGGACCGUUGAUCGAAUGGCUGAAACUCCAAGAUCGAUACUUGUCAAACUCUGUCGAAGAGGAUAGUUUCAUCGUCGGCGAUUUAAAAAACCCAAUCUCAACACCGAAUCGCGACCUCAAGCGCAAAGCUUAUCAUAUUACUCGUGUCGCGGCUACCUUCAAUAGCCCUCGAUUCGAGGACGACCCGAUUGGUCUCUAUGAGCAGCUUCGCACAAUGAAAAUUGUCGAGGUUGACAGAAUAUCAUCUGUGUUGAAGAUCUUCCAAAACAAACAGCCAUUCGAGGUUCAUGUAGCAACCGCCAACGAGCAUAUCGAUGAUUCGACGGGGGGGCUCACGAUUUAUGUCCCGAAAGAUCGUAGAGCGCAAGAGCUCUGUUUCGGUUCAGUCCUUCCCAGGAAACUCGGCGCAUGGCUGAUGCGACGAUCAAAGAGCCUCAUCGAUGGACCAAUCGAAACGGAAGCAGUCAAGGCGUUGACUGCAAUCUUUGCAACCGAGAGAUUCGUCCUUGAUGAUGUCCUCGACGACCAGGGGAUCUUACAGGUAUCAUUCGAAGAUGAGGAUGGAGAAAGUUACAGUAGCGAGACAGAAGAGCAUCAAGAAGAAGAGCAAGAGGAGGAAAGCCAACAGCAGGGAUCAUCCGACAGUGAACUUGAGACUGACGAUACCCUCUCUGAACAACUAACACCCAGUCAUUCUUCGACAAAUGCUGGUACAUUGCCAGAUGCUGAAUUAUCUGAAAUCAUGCGAGAAGAAGGCCUCCAUGAAACAUUAACCGAGGUGAUCUCCCAACGGAGUCAGAUGUCAUCUCAGCCUCUAUCAGGAAGGGUGCAUCACUCCCCUCAAGCAGCUGUGUCUCCGAGCUCAUCACAAUCAUUACACCACCCAAGCGACCAAACGCGUCCAAACUUACCGCCAGCCAUGACCUCACUGUCUGGGCAAUACUAUUCUGAAGACGCUAGAUAUCGCGUAAUCUUGGAUAGAGUUAUCGAAAAAGCGCAGAGUGCGGUAUUACCAUCGAGCGGGUCAUUUGACAUGAGCGAUUUGCGGAAUGCCCUACCCAAUGAUGAUACAAAUGCAUAUGAGAGUUUCGACGGGCUGGACCUCGUAUUCGAGCUUCUAUCAUGUCUCAACAUGCCAAAUUGGGACCGCACGAAUUGGCAAAGCACGAUCAGAUCUUAUGUGACCAUCCACCCUGACUACAGAGAUCUACAGGCCUGGAGAGGACACGAAACUGCGGACCUGGUCUACUUCGAUGAUGAAGGGCACUUGACAAAUACGCUCAUCGGUUGUGGCUACCUUGACCACGAUGAGUGGCAUGGGGAGCGACCUAAAUAUUACAUCGAAGUCAAGACUACGACUGGGCCAUAUAGCACCGCAUUCUAUAUGAGUGGCAAGCAGUACAAGCUUAUGCAACGGGUUCAUCAGAGCGAUGACCAUUCUGAGAUCUAUAUGGUCUUCCGUGUAUUCUGGCUUGAUAGUGACGAUAUCUCCCUUUGCCUUUACAUUGAUCCAGAGCAAUUGAGGCAAGAUGAGAGUCUCCUUUUCAAGGGACAGGCGUGGGCUGUUACCCCAGGACCCAGCAUGGGUUAG
Messenger RNA from Fusarium graminearum PH-1, 4839 nucleotides. RefSeq lists its product as uncharacterized. NCBI's taxonomy places the organism in Eukaryota, Fungi, Ascomycota, Sordariomycetes, Hypocreales, Nectriaceae. The record is from RefSeq and is a predicted model, not a curated record. The transcript has 10 exons. Bases 1 to 4839 code for a protein of 1612 amino acids.